CCUUUCAUCUUAGUCAUGCCUUCUUUUUUCUCUCUAGAGACAUAUACCUGCUCAGCCCAAGGCACCUGGAAAGACAAAAAUGGAAAUGAGAAGAUUCCUCGGUGUUUGCCUGUGUGUGGGAAGCCAGUUAAUCCUGUAGUUGAAAAUCAGCGCAUCAUUGCAGGGAAGACUGCUCAGCUGGGCAACUUCCCUUGGCAGGCUUUCACCAAUAUCUAUGGGCGUGGAGGUGGGGCACUACUAGGUGAUAGAUGGAUCCUUACAGCUGCCCACAUUCUCUAUCCUAAAGACAGCUCUUCAUUGCCAGAUGCCUCUAUAGAUGUUUUCUUGGGCCAUACAAAUGUGGAUGAAAUCAUGAAAAUGGGGAUCCGCCCCGUCCGCAGGGUCAUCAUCCACCCAGACUAUAAUCAAAAUGAUACGAACAACUUCGACAAUGACAUUGCUCUUCUGGAGCUAGAGAACAGCGUCCCGCUGGGUCCUCACCUCCUCCCCAUCUGUCUGCCAGACAAUGAGACCUUCUAUGAAAAGGGCUUGGUGGGCUAUGUCAGUGGCUUUGGGAUCGAGAGUCAAAAACUCUCUGAUGAUCUGAAGUUUGUGAGUUUGCCCAUGGCCUCACCAAACAACUGCCGGAAUUGGCUCAAUGAAAAAAAGAGUAAACAGGUGUUUACCACCAACAUGUUCUGUGCUGGGGACAAGACAAGGAAGCAAGAUGCCUGUCAAGGAGAUAGUGGAGGAGUCUUUGCUGUGAAGGAUGAAAGUGGAGAUCGUUGGGUAGCCACAGGCAUUGUGUCCUGGGGCAUUGGGUGUAGCAAGGGAUAUGGCUUCUACACCAAAGUGCUCAAGUAUGUGGACUGGAUCAAGAAAGAAAUGGGAGAGAGCUGAGACUUAAGGAAUAUCCUUCCUGGUGAUUCACUCUGACAGGUUGUAAUUCCUUACCCAGUGGCACCCAUAUUAAAGUCACUGAUGCAGAAA
This is a messenger RNA of Gracilinanus agilis (Agile Gracile Mouse Opossum), 969 nucleotides long. Its product is annotated as complement C1r subcomponent-like. The record is from RefSeq and is a predicted model, not a curated record. Gene Ontology annotation, molecular function: serine-type endopeptidase activity. Gene Ontology annotation, cellular component: blood microparticle. The transcript has 2 exons. Gene Ontology annotation, biological process: zymogen activation. Bases 16 to 879 code for a protein of 287 amino acids. NCBI's taxonomy places the organism in Eukaryota, Metazoa, Chordata, Mammalia, Didelphimorphia, Didelphidae.